Cutaneotrichosporon cavernicola is the source of this 1491-nucleotide messenger RNA. RefSeq lists its product as uncharacterized. Gene Ontology annotation, molecular function: serine-type endopeptidase activity. Lineage: Eukaryota; Fungi; Basidiomycota; Tremellomycetes; Trichosporonales; Trichosporonaceae. The record is from RefSeq and is a predicted model, not a curated record. The transcript has 3 exons. Gene Ontology annotation, biological process: proteolysis. The coding region runs from base 1 to 1491 and encodes 496 amino acids.
AUGCGUCUCUCGUUCGCCAUCCUAUUCAGCCUCCUCCCGGCUAUCCUUGCCACCCCCAUCCACCACCAGGCUGGCCUUGCUCCCCUCAGCGUCGAGGGCAAGACGAUCGACAACUCGUACAUUAUCGUCUUCAAGAAGGAAGUCUCCGCGGCCCAGGUCGCGAUCCACCUCAACGCCGUCCAGUCGCUCCAGAGCGCCCAUCCUCUUGUCGGCGGCGAUGAUGGCGUCACCCAGGUCUGGGCUCCCUCGAAGUUGAACGGCUUCGUGGGCUACGCCGGCAAGUUCUCGGAGGACGCCCUCAACGAGAUUCGCAGGUCGCCCGAGAUCGCGUACGUGGAGAUGGACCAGAUCGUCCACACCACCGACGACGUCUACGGUGUUGACGAGCCGUUCAUGGGUUCCGAGAUUGGCACCCAGAAGGGUGCUCCGUGGGGUCUUGCCCGUAUCUCGCACCGCAACCGCCUGACGUUCGGCACCUUCAACAAGUACGAGUACAACAAGGACGGAGGUGAGGGUGUGACGGCCUACGUCAUCGACACUGGUGUCAACAUCAAGCACGUCGAGUUCGAGGGCCGUGCCCGCUGGGGCAAGACGAUCCCUCGCAAUGACGAGGACAUCGACGGCAACGGCCACGGCACCCAUUGUGCUGGCACCGUCGCAUCGGGCAAGUACGGUGUGGCCAAGAAGGCCGAGAUUGUCGCUGUCAAGGUCCUGGGUUCGAACGGCUCUGGCACCAUGGCCGACGUCGUAUCGGGUGUCGUCUGGGCUGCCGAGGACGCUGCCAAGAGGGCUGUUCUUGCCGCUAGCGAGCUCGCGCGCACCGGCCAGACCAAGUUCAAGGGAUCGGUCGCCAACAUGUCGCUCGGUGGCGGCAAGGCGCGCUCGCUUGACGAGGCCGUUGACGCUGCCGUCGAGUCGGGCCUCCACUUUGCCGUCGCCGCCGGCAACGACAACAAGGACGCCUGUGACUUCUCGCCCGCCGCUUCCAAGGGCGCUAUCACCGUCGGUGCAUCGACCAUCACCGACCAGCGUGCCUACUUCUCCAACCACGGCAAGUGCGUCGACAUCUUUGCUCCAGGCCUCAACAUUCUGUCGACCUGGACCGGUGGCCCGGACGCCGUCAACACCAUCUCGGGCACGUCGAUGGCUUCUCCCCACAUCUGCGGCCUGCUCGCGUACCUCCUCUCGAUCGAGGGUUCGGACACGUUCACCAUGCUCGCUGGUCCCGAGGAGCCCGAGGAGCUCCUCGUCGAGUCGCGUGUGUCGGUCUACGGCGACGCGUACGAGCUCCUUCCCGAGUGGGCGCAGAUGUUCCUGCCCGAACCCGAGAGCGAGGAGGUGAUCGAGCUCAGUCGCGCCGCCAACGUUGGGCCGAAGGUCACCCCGAAGCGCCUCAAGAAGGCGCUCAUUGCGCUCGCCACUCCCGGCAAGCUCUCCGACCUCCCCUCGGCCACGGUCAACCUCCUGGCCUUCAACAACGCCACCCAUUAG